GCCCAAAAAGUGGCAGUUGGGCUUGUGCGUGAUGGUGAAACUAUGGCCAUGCUGGCUGCUGGCGACUGCAGAGGCAGCAACACAUGCCCUGCAUCUGAGUGCCAAUGGUGAGGUUUGGGAUUUUCCCACGGAGCCAAGUAAGAGAAUGGUGCGGCAUGAAACUCGUGGGCCAUCAGCUUAUUUACAGCAGGACCGACAAGAUCCUGAUGCAGUGCAGAUCUUGAGCAAUAACACAGAUCGGCUUGAGGACUAUUUGAGCAGCCUAAAGCGGGAAGCAGCAGAAGCUAAUCUGGGCAUUGCGUUGGGCCUGACGGGACCGUUGCUGUGUGUCAUAGCGCUCUUCUAUAUGGUAAGCCAGAGUAUCAAUCAGGACUUGGUCACCUGUACGUGGCAGCUGCUGAGUGGCAACAUUGCCCUCUUCGCCACGGUCUUGACCUUCAUGGCCCUCAAGAAGGUCUGGAAGUUGCUGGUGGGUGACCAGGCAGAAGAGAUGGCGCUGAUUGGUGACAUCUUGGCCUUCCUGAAGUUCAUCCUCCUUCUGAUUGGCGUUCCAUUCCUGAGGUCCAAGCUAGAAGCCAGCUCCGCGGCGGGACGGUGGCUGCCUGCGCUUCGCACCACCGGGGCAUAUCUCAUUGGCUUUGCGGGUGCGGACUGCUUUGCAAACUUCCUGCGCUUGGAGCCCUUCAGCAGCGGUGCUGGUUUUUAUUUUCUGGGUAUGCUGUUGGUCUUCGGCGUUCUGAGUGCACUGCUGGCGCUGGCAUGGAGGAUCUCUCAAUAUGGACGCCCCAGUGAUGCGGCGUACGAACCCGAACGCGAGGCUGAGCAAGUCGAUGCAGCCGGCUUUCAGAUCGGCUUCCUGAUGUCCAUGUGGCUGCGCUUUCUGGUGACCGGCUUCUUACCUGGAAGCAAAAAGGAAGCUCAUCCGUUGAGCAGUCAAGAUUUGGCCUUCUUGGGUGGUGCGCUGCUCAUUUCCAUGUCGAUUUUUGCGCUGAUGAUGUGGAAGGUCCGAGCACUGGCAGAUAGCACUGAGAGGAAGCCCAUCUAUCGCCGCAUCUUUCGGAUUCUCACGGAAUCCAGCGCAAUGACGAUGGCUUGGCUGCUGAUGUACUGGGUGCAAUGGCUUUUCUGGUACUUCCACCAGAACGCGGAUGGCAGCCACAGAUCGGGACGCCAUGCGGCACUGAUGUCACUCGCGCUGAGCGAUCUGGCCGUGCCGAAAAGCGGAGCGAUCUCCGCUGGAACUCGCAGCGUGAAGCGAAGGGGCGCCCUUGGAGAGCGUGCAGCCAGCCUCAGCGUCCUGGCCCUCACUCUGCGCCGAGUGGCCACCAGGGCAGUCAGCGACAGCGCUCCAGUGCUGGCGGCCGCGCGGCGCGCCAAGCGAAGGUCGGAGUUUGAACGCACCAAGCGACAGAGUUUGUUGGAUGCUGCGGCUGUUGGUCUCCUGGGAGCCCUUUUGUUAUAUGCCAACAACGGCCAAGAGACAGCAGAGGGCUGGCUGUUGGGCGCGGUCUUUGCGGUGCUGUACCUCAUCCUGCUUCAGCAGGACGUCACUGUGAUCACUGUGGAGUCCAACCCUUUCAACCUGACCAACCCCUUUCGGAUCCUGCGCUUUCUGUUGCCCUUUGGCUUGGUCGUAGCACUGGGCCUUCAGCAUGCCUUGACGGUUGGCCCAGAGGAGUGGUGGCAGAAUGUGACUUGGCAGCCCGGGGUCAACUUCACCCGCGUCGUCGCCCCGUCGUCGCUGCUGGGCGCCCUGCUGGGCUACGUUGUGACCUCUGCGGUGCUGCCGCUGCGGGGCCUGGCCGAGACGCUGCCGGAGGCGCGGCAGCUGGUGAAGGCCGUGCCGGGCUCGCUGGGAGUUGCCUUAGAGUUGGCCGAUGCGGCCGAUACGUCGCAAAGAGUGGAGGAAGUAGUCGAGGAUGUGGAAGUGGUUCCAGUGCUACUCAUCACAGGGCCCAGGGGAUGUGGGAAGAGCACGCUGGCACAGCAACUGAUGGCAAAUGACCAUCGCUUCCAAGAGCCCGAAUGGGUCGCCACCAAGCCAUGCUCCAUGGGACGUCAGCGCCUCGUCUCGCAGAGCGACUUUCAGGCGCUGGAGCAGACGCGAUCGCUGGCGGUGUCAUAUCGCCCUGCAGGCGAUGACUUGGAAGAAGUCGAGGUGGGUUUGCCUGCCAUGUCAGUGUUGGCCACGGCACAGAAUGGAGCUUGCAUUCUGGAUGUUGACCCACCGACAGCUCGUUAUAUUUUGGCAUACAACUUUGAACCUGCUCUGUCUGCAGCCUUUCCAGAGAAGAAGACGGAACUCCGAAUUGUGACCGUUUGGGUUUCCAUGCAGUCAUUAGACGCCAUCAUGCAACGGAACCGUCGGUGGUUGGAAUCGCAGGGCUUGGAGGGCGAGCUGCUGACGGAUCAGCUGAAAGCUUUGAGAAGCCAGGUGACAUCGGAUAUGGAAUGGGCCCUGACCAACGGCCUGGAUUUCACCGUUUUAAACGAUGGAACGACGGCGAAGGCCACUGAGGAAGUCCUGAAAGCGUCGCAGGCCAUCGUUUCAACUGCCCUAGUCUAUGCUGGCCUCAUGGCCUUGGUCUUCUUAGCAAAACGCAUGGGGAAGCAGGUCUCUGAUUUCACGGAGCUGUGCAACGCCUUCGUCUUGCAGACGGGCUUCUGUUGGGAGAUGGCAAUCUAUGUGGGCUUGGUGGAUUCCACCACCAAGCUUCGCAAUCCCAACAGCAGGAGAAUUGCAGCCAUUGUUUGGAUAUGUUUCUUGCUGGUGAUGAUCAUCCCUGCGUGGUUCUGGUACAUCCUUCCCAAAGCGCAGAAGGCGGCCGACGGUAAGGCUGAGGGAGAUGCCGCCGAGGGCAGUGCACCAAAAGAGGCCGCACCCGCCGCAGCGGCCGUGCCAGCUGCACCUGCAGCAACGACACCAGCGACGCCAGCGGCACCAGCAGCAGAAGAGGCCCCGGCGCCACCAGCGACGCCGACAGAGACGAAGGAAGAAGCGCCAGCGGCAGAAGCACCAGCGGAGGAGGCAACCACGUCAUAG
Molecule: messenger RNA, 3043 nt
Organism: Cladocopium goreaui
Lineage: Eukaryota; Dinophyceae; Suessiales; Symbiodiniaceae
Source: the annotation of a GenBank genome assembly